UGUUUGUAUAUUCAUACAUUGAAAAAUAGUCUAUUUUGUAUAUUCGUUAUGCUAAAUUAAAGUUCGGACAGUUUCAGUGAUUUUAAUUGUCAUUUAAAAAAAAAAAACUUGUGUGAUUUUAAUAGUUUUUCAUUUUCAUCAGAUUUAAUCAGUUUUUCAAUUUUUUUUUUUGGGAUAAUAUAAUAUGGGGAAUGUCCAUAUAGCAGGACCUAAUGAAGCGUUGAUUGUAUCAGGAGGAUGUUGUGGCUCAACCAAAAAAACUACAGUGGUGGGUGGUUGGUCGUGGGCCUGGUGGCUAGUAACAGAUAUCCAACGUUUAUCACUAGAAGUGAUGACACUUAAUCCACAAUGUGACGAUGUGGAAACAGCUCAAGGUGUACCACUAACUGUUACGGGCGUCGCUCAAUGUAAAAUUAUGAAAGCUGAUGAACUAUUACACACUGCAUCCGAACAAUUUUUAGGAAAAACUGUUAAAGAAAUCAAAUCGACAGUUUUACAAACAUUAGAAGGUCAUCUGCGCGCCAUAUUAGGAACUCUUACAGUAGAAGAAGUUUACCAGGACCGAGACCAAUUCGCCGCUUUAGUACGCGAAGUGGCCGCACCCGACGUGGGUCGUAUGGGAAUUGAAAUAUUAUCAUUUACAAUAAAAGACGUUGAAGAUUCCGUACAAUAUUUGGCGUCACUUGGUAAAGCACAAACUGCCAUAGUUAAACGAGAUGCGGAUACUGGAGUCGCUGAGGCUAAUCGUGAUGCUGGCAUUCGUGAAGCAGAAUGUGAAAAAUCCGCAAUGGAUGUCAAAUAUUCCACUGAUACAAAGAUAGAAAAUAAUUCCCGAAUGUAUCAAUUGCAAAAAGCAGCAUUUGAUCAAGAAAUAAACACAGCAAAAGCUGAAGCACAACUAGCAUACGAAUUACAAGCGGCGAAAGUUAAACAAAAGAUUCGUAACGAAGAAAUCCAAAUCGAUAUCGUAGAACGGCGUAAACAAAUUGAAGUCGAAGUACAAGAAGUAGCUAGAAAAGAAAAGGAAUUAACAGCCACAAUACGUUUACCUGCAGAAGCCGAAAGUUAUCGUGUUAAUUUGAUUGCCGAAGGUAAUCGAACAAAAACCGUGGAAGCUGCCAAGGCUGAAGGAGAACGUAUCAUGAAAGUUGGUGAAGCUGAAGCAAGCGCUUUAAGCGCUGUGGGUCAAGCUGAAGCAUCACGUAUGAAACAAAAAGCUGCUGUUUAUAAACAAUACGGUGACACGGCCAUUAUGUCAUUGGUUUUGGAUGCAUUACCCAAGAUUGCUGCCGAAGUUGCUGCCCCGCUAGCUAAAACUGAAGAAAUUGUUAUAAUUGGUGGUCCUGAUGGUAUAACCGCCGAUGCGAAUCGACUAAUGGGACAGUUACCACCAGCUGUUCAAGCGUUAACUGGUGUGGAUAUUUCAAAAGUAAUUGGAAAAUUACCUGGAGCUACUGUAGCUAAAUAAAAACAAGUGCAUAUUCACAUUUUUAAAACGGAGUCUCGAAGUCUCAAAGCCUCUCGAUAUUCAUAAAAGUGCACAAUAAAUCUUUAAUUUUUUUG
This is a messenger RNA of Chrysoperla carnea, 1563 nucleotides long. It is a transcript of the gene Flo2, whose product is annotated as flotillin-2. Gene Ontology annotation, cellular component: plasma membrane. NCBI's taxonomy places the organism in Eukaryota, Metazoa, Arthropoda, Insecta, Neuroptera, Chrysopidae. The record is from RefSeq and is a predicted model, not a curated record. Gene Ontology annotation, biological process: protein localization to plasma membrane; regulation of myoblast differentiation. The coding region runs from base 185 to 1468 and encodes 427 amino acids. The transcript is spliced from 5 exons.